UUAACCUGUAUCUGUAUGGUUUUAUGCAUUGAUGAUUUGCUGGUUGGUGCCAGACAGGCUAGUUUGAAUAUUAUUAAGGAGGUGUACUGGUAUUCCCAUUAAAGUGGCUGGCGAUUGUAUAUCGUAUAGCGGUGUAAUAAAUAUUUAUUGCUGUUAUUUAAUUGCACUGUAAGUCACUCCACUGUGUAGUCAGUUUCUCACCAUUGUUGCUGUGGGUGUGGCUGAUUAAAAGAGAUGCUUGUGGUUAUGUUCAGAUGCUUUCCAGUGAGUUUACUGCCACAGAGAAUUCCACAGUCUCACAGAUGGGAUGUUUCACAGUCUUUCUCUGUGACUGUGAACAUGCUUGUAGUGUGUUCAAGGUAUUUUUUUCGACUUCAGCGCCAGAGACACUUUUAAUGGCAUAUUUCUCUUUUUCCCAUGAAGCUGAAUAAUGUCACUGACAAACGACACCUGGAGAAAGCUGCAGAAGUUAAUCGCAAAAUACAUUAUACAGCCGAAAAUGAUUACUAAGAUGUCAUUUAAAACAAUAUUACGGUUCUUAAUGAAGGGAGAGCCCCGUUCUGUGAGUUCAUCUGUUCAAUAAUUAACCAAAAGUAAAACGACAGCAUGUGUUAUUACAGAUAUUACUGGAAAUGACAGUGAUUUAGCCCAAAAUGUAAAUAACUGACUUUUUUUCUUUUUCUUUCACGCGCUUUGACUGUUCUGGUGUGAACUCUAUAUUCAUAGAAUUAUACCAAAAAUAUUUUAAUUAUAGUCUCAGUAGUCCAUUCAUGUAAUAGUAAAUACAAAUCAAUGUUUAGGUGCUUUCUCAAACUUGCUGACAGUGAUUGUUGUAAAAGUUAAAAAAUAUUAAUGAAAACCAGAUGGUCUUCAAAAGAAAUGAGAAGUGAAAAAGAGGAAGUUGUGAAAGUUACAGACAUUGGAGAUUUUCAUCAUAAUGUAUUUCAUGUUUUUUUAUUUUUAUUUAAUUUUUUUUUUUUUUUUUAGAGAUUUUGUGUAUAAAGACCAAUUGCUCUUCCCCCCCCAGUGUUGGUAUUAUUUUCAUUAUUAUCUUGUAUUCCUGUUAAAGAUGAUUUAAGGUUUUACAUUAAGACAGCUUUAAAGAUAACACUCAGUCUAUAGAUAUCCUGCUACUAUUCACUAUUAAUAUUACUAAUUACCUGUCAUUCAAGGCUUACAAUCCUAAUAAACACUAGUUCUUACCUAGUGGUAAUAAACCACACCCCCCCACCCCCACAGACACAUUAAUCUUGACAUUAGUCAGGUCACUGAAAGUGUCCAGAGGAAUGACUAAAGCUAAUGAAGUGCUCAUCAUUUCUCCUGUAACUCCUCCUCCGGGGUUGUUUUACAUCCGACUCACACAGACAAGCUCCAGACACUGUUAGAAAGGAUCGGGGUGACUCCUAGCUCACCCACUCUAUCUCCUUGUGCCUCCUCGAACCCUUUUCCAUCGCAUGAUCCUCACGCCUGAAGAACCAAGUCAAGAAGAAGCAGCACUCUGAAGUGCUCACUAUGUCGGACUUUGAUUUUUAGUGCAUCUCUGUGGACUUGGGCAGAUCUUCAAACUUGUUUGUAGGAAAACAUUUUCGUGAUUUUUGCCAUAGGGGAAGCAUUUGAUACCGCUUUUAUAAAGAUUUCCAAAAAGUUACAGAGAGAAAUUUUUGCCCAUUGCGUUUUGCACUUGAGUCAAUUGUUCUAAACUGACUGAGUCGUGUGGGGUGAUGGGAUCGGACGUGCGAGAUCUGAGUCCCCUCAUGCCCGCUGUACCCACUCUACCACCUCUUCCAGGGCCCAACAGCGGAGCUCCUCAGUGGGGUCCGAUCGUCGACUUUCACCCCGGCUCUCCAUACGGAGCUCUGCCCUCACACUCGUUCAUCAAGCAGGAGCCUGGCUGGGGGUCGGUGGACACCCAUGAUGACGCUCACUGCACCCUCGGUGCCUUCACUGUGCACUUUUCAGGGCAGUUUAACGGAGGCUACAGGUACGGAGCAUUCAAUGAGCCAUCAUCUGGACAGAACAGGGGAUUCAGUAGCACCCCGUAUCUGAGCGGCUGUGCUGAAAAUCCUCCAAUCCCGAGGAGUCAGACAGAUGUGGAUGGAGCGUUAAGUUUUCCCCAUACUCCUGUUCACCAUGUGCCACCCUUUCCUUGUUCGCACCCAUUCAAACCUGAGGAUGCUUUGUCACAGUCCACCAUGGAUGAGCAGCAGUACCUGACCCCGCCCCCUGUCUAUGGUUGCCACGCCCCCAGCGACAGCCAGGCUCUUCUUUUACGAAACGGCUACAACAGUGAUAAUCUGUACCAAAUGACGGAAUGUGUGACCUGGAACCCGGUCAACAGUCUGGCCUCCACCAUCAAGAGUCCAAGUACAGGGUUUGAGAGCGAGCCAACGGCAGCUGUUGCUCCUGUGAUGUACAGCACUCAGUACCACAUACACACACAUGGCAUGUUCCGAGGAAUUCAGGACGUGAGACAAGUACCGAGCAUCACUCCCUCCAUCAUGAGGUCGGCCCAACACAGUGAGAAACGCCCGUUCAUGUGCUCGUACCCUGGCUGCAGCAAGAGAUACUUCAAACUCUCACACCUGCAGAUGCACGGAAGGAAACACACAGGAGAGAAACCGUACCAGUGCGACUAUACAGACUGUGGCCGCAGAUUCUCCAGAUCAGACCAGCUGAAGAGACACCAGCGCAGACACACAGGAGUAAAACCCUUUCAGUGUGAGACAUGUCAGAGAAAAUUCUCACGCUCGGACCACCUCAAGACUCACACGCGGACUCAUACAGGUAAAACAAGUGAGAAGCCGUUUACCUGUCGCUGGCCGAGCUGUCAGAAGAAGUUUGCUCGUUCAGACGAGCUCGUCAGACAUCAUAGCAUGCACGAGAGGAACGUCACCAAACUGCAGUCGGCUCUCUGAACUUCCCAAAAUCUUACACACAAACUAUCAUUAACUAACUCAUGGCGAUUAUUAAAACAGACAUGCUGUACAGCUUGAUGACGCCAGUGCUCAGGACUGAACAGCCAAUUAUUAACAUCAUUAAACUGCUUUGGAAUAUACAAGUCCAGAAAUAAAGUAAAAAAAAAAAAAAAAAUAAAAAUAAAAAUCUAUAAUGAUAAACAAAAGGCUUUAAAUGCCUUGGUAAAGUCUUAUAAGGAACAUUUUAGAUCAUCUCAUGUUGUAAAUAACUCGUGAUUGCUUAGAAUCAAUAUCUAAAAUGGAUAGGCUGGUUCACUUAAAAUCAUGAUUAUUUCUGAUUUUACAUACAUGCUUUCAUUUUUAUAAAAAGAAAAUGCACUGUUAUAUUUCUUUGUACAUACUUGAUAAUCUUUGACAAACUUUUAAUAUCCAUAUUUUGUAUUAAAAAGCUUCGA
This is a messenger RNA of Ictalurus furcatus (blue catfish), 3370 nucleotides long. It is a transcript of the gene wt1b, whose product is annotated as WT1 transcription factor b. Gene Ontology annotation, biological process: regulation of transcription by RNA polymerase II. The record is from RefSeq and is a predicted model, not a curated record. The coding region runs from base 1722 to 2915 and encodes 397 amino acids. The transcript is spliced from 9 exons. Gene Ontology annotation, molecular function: DNA-binding transcription factor activity, RNA polymerase II-specific; RNA polymerase II cis-regulatory region sequence-specific DNA binding. NCBI's taxonomy places the organism in Eukaryota, Metazoa, Chordata, Actinopteri, Siluriformes, Ictaluridae. Gene Ontology annotation, cellular component: nucleus.